UCCACCGCGAGCUGAGAUGAUGAUGAACGCACGGAUAGACGCCGAGUCUCUCUAAUACAUCGCGUUUAACAGCGCAUAAUCAUAACGAUGGAUGGCAAUGUCUUUCCCGAUCAAGAACAGCUGCUGGCAUUCCUAAAAAAGCUUAAAGAAGUCUUCGACGUGUGUGACGAGGAUGCAGACGGCUAUAUUCGGAUUGAGCACUUCGUGGACCUCGGUCUACAGUUCGGCCAAAGAGAUGAAGUGAAGAAGUUUGCCAAGUACCUGGAUCCCAAUGCUCACGGCAAAAUUAACUUCAAAGAUUUCUGCCAUGGAGUGUUUGCAAUCAAAGGCUGUGAGGAAAUCCUGAAAACUGCACUUGGGACACCUAACAUCGGAGCCCAGCCGUAUCAGACAGACAAUGGUUACUACUAUCAGCACAGGGAGGGGAGUCUGGGACCGCCGAUCAUCGUAUGCACUCGGCCGUACCCAGCGUGCCAGCUGUAUUCUGAUGAGGAGGGACUGGGCUGCCGGGAUGCACAGGAGUCAGAUAUGGACAGUGCUGGAGACAGUGGAGCAGGAUCUGAAUCCUCUGGAGGAGGAGGACGACAUAAUGAUAAAGAGGAAGGACUGGGAGGACUCUUUCUACGUGGAAACAAUUGUGGUCAGAUGGUCUCAUCAGCAGCAGCGUCAGUGAUCUCAGUGGAGGAGCAAUUCGAGGACUAUGGAGAGGGAGAGGAUGUGGACUUCACUCCCAGCAGCCCCAUCCCAGAUGAUGACACACGCACUAAUGGUUUCUCUGACCUGGGCUCCUCACUGCCCUCCAGUGCUGGUCAGACCCCUCAGAAGAUCAGGCACUUGUACAACAGUGAGCUGCUGGAUGUUUACUGCUCUCAGUGCUGCAAGAAAGUCAACUUGCUCAAUGACCUAGAGGCCAGACUCAAGAACCUCAAAGCUAACAGCCCAAACAGGAAGAUUUCCAGCACAGCAUUUGGUCGUCAGCUCUUCCACCACAGUAACUUCAGCAGCAGUCACGGCAGCACAGAAGACCUGUUCAGAGACAGCAUCGACUCCUGUGACAUUGACAUAACUGAAAAGGUGAGUUAUUUGGAGAAGAAGAUAACAGAAUUGGAAAAUGACAGUCUGGCUCAUGGAGAUCUGAAAUCCAAACUUAAACAAGAAAACACACAACUAGUUCACAGGGUACAUGAGCUGGAGGAGCAGAUUAAGGAUCAGGAGACGCGUGCGGAGCAAAGUCUAGAAGAGGAGUUGAAGAGACACAGAGAGACCUACAGUAAGAUGGAGAGAGACAAGAGCACUGAGAUAGAACUGCUUUGUAACAGGGUUCAGCAACUGGAUGAAGAAAAUGCAGAGAUGAAAGUGAAUGUGUGCAGAUUGAAGUCCCAGACUGAGAAACUGGACCUGGAGAAGCAGCGCAUGACAGAUAAGCUGGAAGACACAAGUCUUCGUUUAAAGGAUGAGAUGGAUCUGUACAGGAAAAUUAUGGAUAAGCUUUGGCAGAACAGACAUGAGUUUCAGAAAGAGCGAGAGGCAAUGCAAGAGCUGAUUGAGGACCUGCGUCGUGAGCUGGAGCAUCUGCAGCUCUUUAAGCUGGAGACGGAGAAGCCUGGCCGCGGCCGUAAUGCUGCUGGACUGUCGGAGUACAAUGCCAAGACUCGAGAGAUUGAGCUAGAACAUGAAGUCAAACGGCUUAAACAGGAGAACCAUAAACUCAGAGACCAGAAUGAUGAUCUGAACGGACAGAUUCUCAGCCUCAGCCUUUAUGAGGCCAAAAAUCUGUUUGCUUGUCACACCAAGGCCCAGUCACUGGCAGCAGAGAUAGACAAUGCCUCCAGAGAUGAGCUUGUUGAUGCUUUGAAAGAACAAGAGGAUAUCAACUUCCGUUUAAGGCAGUACAUGGACAAGAUCAUCCUGGCUAUCCUAGACCACAACCCCUCCAUCCUAGAAAUAAAGCAUUAGGCUUUCUGUCAGUCCUCUUGAGAUGAAAGUGGAUAGAGGACAAAUGCUUCAUAGAGAACUCUGCAUUCAGGUGAGGGCUGUGAAAUGUUCUGACAUAGCCCCUCACACGAAUUCAUUAUGUAUUUACAGAGCAAGUUGCUGUUGAAAUGGUUGUGUCUCUCAUGUACUCUGUCUCACACUCACAGGUUACUGUUUCCAUAGCCCCUCAUGUCUUCAUGCUGUGAAUUGAAGUUGUAGGAAUUACAAAAACAAGUGAUGAAACUGGAAUAUAGUGUAGAAGUAUACUUUUCACUCUCAGUUAUAUUUACACACUACCUCUGAGUAUGUACAACUCAGUGUUGUAUUCUACACCAGAAAAAAAACAAGUAGAAUUAAUAUGAAAUCACAAUGAUCACACCAUAGAGAAGAGCUUUACAUGCACUGACAGGGUAUGGUAUGUUUAUCAAAUGUGCCAGAAGCCCUCUAGACUUUCUCUAAAACUUGAUUUGGUAGUAAUGUUCACCAAUGAACAAUUCAGCACUGAUUCAACAGACAGAGCAAUAGAAAGUCAAGAGGUUUCUAUUUGCCUCAGACUGUAUUGCAAUUAUGAUCAGCAGAUAAGAGAGUUUUCUGUCCUCUGCGGUUUACUGUGAUCUGCUGUGAAAAUAAUAAUGUUGGCAAACAUUGUCAGUCUACCAAAAAAGAGGAACUAGGCUCUGAAGUACAUUGCUGUUAAAGACCCCAUGAAAUUGCUUGACGAGUAGAGUUUUCUGUCCCAUGUUGGCAUAUUUCCUAUUGAAACAAGAAGUUUGGUUGGGACAUAUCGAAGGGCUCAUCCCUUUUUUUAAAUAGCAAAUAGGCUUAAAUUUAGUAAAAGCCAUGAGCCAUGAUUUGUUCAGUGCAGGUGGUAUCAGUAGGUGGGACAUUCUCAUUCUACAGAACAUUUGAUUGGACAAAAAUCUGUGUAGCGCAACAUUAAUAUUUUUGGUCGGUUUACCCAUUAGAGAAUGUGAAUUAUAAGUGUAUAUCUAUUGAAAGUUAAUUAUAUCAUCUUUAAGGAAUACACUAGCAUAUAGAUAGCUUCAAAGCUAACAGAUAUGGACUAAAAGCCACAAAACUCCAAAUUAGAUGUCAUGAGGUCUUUGUUGCAUGAUGCUUUCAGUUGUCUGAAAUAGUCAUACAGCCUCAAACAGGCCUUUACUGGCCAUAAGCAUCCUUUACCUGAGGGAUCACAUGCAGUUAUCAACAAAGAUGCCAAGAGAGGUAAACAGUGUGAGCAGAGAUGACUCAGUUGUACAAUAUAGUAUAUAGAGAGAAAAUCUAUAGAAGAUUUGAAAAUGAAAGUUUUUUUUUUUUUAAAUCUGUAUAAGAUUCAAUGAAAUGGCCCAUUAAAAUUUCAAGCCAGAAUGUGUGGGUAUUAUAGAGUUAGUAACUCAGUGCCAUGGGAAGCUGCACAUUAAAUAAAAGUGCUUGAACAAACAUCCCAUGAAUGUAUAACCAUGUCACUCACAGUAUUCAAUAUUCCCAUUAUCCCCAUGAAGGUAUGAACUCUUAUUUAGCUAGUAAAAUACAAUGUUAAUCACAGUAUUUAAAAUUAUUGUGUAGAAUGGGAAAGGAGCUAAUACUGCUACAUGCUCGAUUGUCACAAACUAGUUUUGCUUUGUUGCACAAAUUGUACUGAAUCUGUUUCUUUGCAUGUUCUUAAUCUCUUUCUGUUUGUGCCCUUUAUUUGUAAUAUACCGAUUAACUUUUUGGUUGUUUCAAUAACUAUUAAUCUAAUCAGUUAUAGAGGAGCUUUUUAUAUAUUUCUGUUAUACCUUGUGUUGUAGCAUUUUUCACUCAUUGUAAAUGUUGUACAGGGACUAGUUCGUAUUUGUAUUGAUGUGCCACUGAUCAACCUUAAUGAAUAAAUGAAAGGCUGUCUUUUAUACAGUUUUAUGAUAAAAUUGCAAGAUAUCUUAUAAGUUUGACAUAUUACAAAAGAAAUGUACAGGUAUAAGACAAUUCUAAUUGCUGUCAAUCUGACUGUUGAAAUUAUUAAGUGACAUCAAAGUUACUGCAAUAUUCCUCGGCUUACUCACCAGUAAUGGCGAUGUCAUAGAUAAGACUCAUUCGUCAUUAUGCGUUUAAAAGAAAUUAAAGGUUGUUAUGAAGCAGUAACAACAAUCUUAUGAAGAAAGACCCAUUUGAAAAACUUAGCUGAUUCAUAUGAUUUCUGUUUAACACUUAGAUGACCAAAAUCAUUUCAAGCAACAAUGUUUGUUUUGCACAUUUUAAAGAGUUGUGCUGUGUCUGUGUUCGCUGUUAAAGACUACACAGUUUAAAAACAUUUUGGGUCAAGGUUUACACAAACUUUUAUUGUUUACGAUUUUUUUGUUCUUAUUGAAAAAAAUAAAUACUUAUUACUUGUCCCAUAUAUGGGUAUAUGAUACAGUUGAUUGCUAUUACUCAUUUCUGUUCACACAAGUACUGUAGAGGAGGACAAAAAAAAUAUUUCUGAACAUUAAAUAAUAGUGUAAAGGAUUCAAGAGAUAUGGCAAUUUUGAAAAGUACAAUAAAUGACUUGUUU
This is a messenger RNA of Xyrauchen texanus (razorback sucker), 4504 nucleotides long. It is a transcript of the gene rab11fip4a, whose product is annotated as RAB11 family interacting protein 4 (class II) a. Bases 88 to 1956 code for a protein of 622 amino acids. The record is from RefSeq and is a predicted model, not a curated record. The transcript has 15 exons. Gene Ontology annotation, cellular component: cleavage furrow; recycling endosome membrane; endocytic vesicle. Gene Ontology annotation, biological process: regulation of cytokinesis; endocytic recycling. NCBI's taxonomy places the organism in Eukaryota, Metazoa, Chordata, Actinopteri, Cypriniformes, Catostomidae. Gene Ontology annotation, molecular function: calcium ion binding.